Ananas comosus (pineapple) is the source of this 1911-nucleotide messenger RNA. Its product is annotated as pyruvate kinase isozyme A, chloroplastic. The coding region runs from base 347 to 1711 and encodes 454 amino acids. The transcript has 6 exons. Lineage: Eukaryota; Viridiplantae; Streptophyta; Magnoliopsida; Poales; Bromeliaceae. Gene Ontology annotation, molecular function: potassium ion binding; magnesium ion binding; pyruvate kinase activity. Gene Ontology annotation, biological process: glycolytic process. The record is from RefSeq and is a predicted model, not a curated record. Gene Ontology annotation, cellular component: chloroplast stroma; cytoplasm.
CGCCGAUCCUCGACAAUGGCGCAAACCAUGCACCUCCUCUCCUCCCCGUCCCCAUCUCGCUCGCUCCCCUCCCUCUCUCGUCGCCCCAUCCACCCCCUCCCCCUCCUCCGCCGACGCCGCAUCGCCCUCCCCUUCUCCGCCUCCGCCUCAUCGUCCGCGUCGCCACCGCCCCGCGACAUCGGAUCCCCGCUCCUCGCCUCCGACAACGGGGAUCGACGUGGACAAGGUGACGGAGGCGGAGCUGAAGGAGAACGGGUUCCGGAGCACGCGGCGGACGAAGCUGGUGUGCACGAUCGGGCCCGCCACGUGCGGGCCGGAGCAGCUCGAGGCGCUCGCCGUGGGCGGGAUGAACGUCGCCAGGGUCAACAUGUGCCACGGCACCCACGAGUGGCACCGCAGGGUCAUUCGCCAGGUGCGGCGCCUCAACGAGGAGAAGGGCUUCGCCGUCGCCGUGAUGAUGGACACCGAGGGGAGCGAGAUCCACAUGGGCGACCUCGGCGGCGCGCCCUCCGCCAAGGCCGAGGAUGGGGAGAUAUGGACAUUUAGUGUCAGAGCUUUUAAUUCACCUCUUCCAGAUCGCACCGUUCAUGUGAAUUAUGAUGGCUUUGCCGAAGAUGUGAAAGUGGGAGAUGAACUUCUUGUGGAUGGAGGAAUGGCCAGAUUUGAGGUGAUUGAGAAGAUUGGACCGGAUGUAAAGUGCCGCUGCACUGAUCCUGGUCUGCUAUUGCCACGUGCUAAUCUUACUUUUUGGCGGGAUGGUAGUUUAGUUCGUGAACGUAACGCUAUGCUUCCUACAAUAUCUUCUAAGGACUGGCUUGACAUAGACUUUGGAAUUGCUGAGGGUGUAGAGUUUAUUGCUGUUUCAUUUGUCAAGUCUGCUGAAGUCGUAAGUCAUCUUAAGAGUUACAUAGCUGCACGAUGCCGUGACAGUGAUAUUGCAGUAAUUGCAAAGAUUGAGAGCAUUGAUUCUCUGAAAAAUCUGGAAGAGAUCAUCCGUGCAUCAGAUGGAGCGAUGGUAGCUAGAGGAGACCUGGGUGCUCAGAUUCCCCUAGAACAAGUGCCUUCGGCUCAACAAAAGAUCGUCAAACAGUGCAGGCAGCUCAACAAACCAGUGAUUGUUGCUUCCCAGCUCCUUGAGUCCAUGAUUGAGUACCCUACUCCGACUAGGGCUGAGGUUGCUGAUGUGUCUGAAGCAGUUCGCCAAAGGGCGGAUGCUCUAAUGCUUUCUGGUGAGUCGGCGAUGGGUCGGUAUCCCGAGAAGGCACUUAGUGUACUUAGAAGUGUGAGUUUAAGAAUUGAAAGGUGGUGGAGAGAGGAGAAGCGCCGAGAAAUGAUGGAACUUCCGGAUAUUGCGUCUUCCUUCUCUGAUAAGAUUUCGGAAGAGAUUUGCAAUUCAGCGGCUAAAAUAGCUAACAACUUGGGAGUUGAUGCCGUUUUUGUCUACACAAAGAGUGGUCACAUGGCUUCUCUCCUAUCACGAUGCCGUCCAGACUGCCCAAUUUUCGCAUUCACUACCUCAACGUCUGUUAGGAGACGGCUGAACCUUCAAUGGGGCCUUAUACCCUUCCGGCUCAGCUUCUCUGAUGACAUGGAAAGUAAUCUCAACCGAACAUUCUCCUUGCUCAAGGCUAGGGGAAUGAUUCAGUCCGGUGACCUGGUAAUUGCCCUCUCCGAUAUGCUGCAGUCGAUUCAAGUGAUGAAUGUUCCCUAGGGUAUGUAUUCUACUAUUUAAAAUUGUAUCAUUUCCCCCCUAAAGCUAUCUGAGCCUGGUUAGAACUUCUAUGAUGCGUGAGCGUUGUUGUUUGAUUUUGAGCAUAAAUUUGUUUGUUUAGAUUAAUUAACAAGCAAAUGGUUUGCAAUAUUUUGUUAUUCCUUUAUGAUAUAUUGCUGUUUGUUCUUUUUAUGUUUCCA